Messenger RNA from Staurois parvus, 277 nucleotides. Lineage: Eukaryota; Metazoa; Chordata; Amphibia; Anura; Ranidae. The record is from the annotation of a GenBank genome assembly.
GAUUGGAACACCUGAAUCACAUGAUUGGGAGGGGAUUGGAACACCUGAAUCACAUGAUAUGGAGGGGAUUGGAACACCGGAAUCACAUGAUUGGGAGGGGAUUGGAACACCUGAAUCACAUGAUUGGGAAGGGAUUGGAACACCUGAAUCACAUGAUUGGGAGGGGAUUGGAACACCUGAAUCACAUGAUUGGGAGGGGAUAGGGACACCUGAAUCACAUGAUAUGGAGGGAAUUGGAACACCUGAGUCACAUGAUAUGGAGGGGAUUGGAACAACU